Messenger RNA from Ailuropoda melanoleuca (giant panda), 1211 nucleotides. It is a transcript of the gene THSD8, whose product is annotated as thrombospondin type 1 domain containing 8. Bases 156 to 506 code for a protein of 116 amino acids. NCBI's taxonomy places the organism in Eukaryota, Metazoa, Chordata, Mammalia, Carnivora, Ursidae. The transcript is spliced from 2 exons. The record is from RefSeq and is a predicted model, not a curated record.
GCGAAGCAGGCCGUGGCCACGCUCCUGCAAGAGGCGGGAGGGGUCGCGGAGCCGCGGGCCCCGACCAUUGCCACCGCUGGUGGGGGUAGCGCGGGCACCACAUACCCCGCGAGGGGCCCCUCCUCGGAGCGCGCCCGGGUCGGUUGGAGUCCGGCAUGGCCGGGCGCCCAGCGGACUUACUCCUGCCGCCUCUGAUUCUCCUGCUGCUGGGGACCCCUGCCCAAGUCUCCUGCGACUACCAUUAUUUUGGCGAGAAGAGCGGGGGCGACACCUGGGAGGAGCUGCGGCUGCAGCAUCAGGAGAAAGACGUGGAGGACUCGAUCCUUGGCCCGUGGGGAAAGUGGCGCUGUUUCUGCGACCUGGGCAAACAGGAGCGCAGCCGCGAGGUCCUGGGCACAGCACCGGGCCCGGUAUUCAUGGACCGCGAGAAUCUGGUGCAGGUGCGUCCCUGCAGGCAACUGGAUUGUUCAUCCUGCAAACCAUCCGAUUGCGACUGGAGGCCCUGAACCCGGGUGAGAGACCAGCGCAGAGGAGGCGGGGCCAGGGCGGGCUGUCAAGUGCAGGAUUGAGUCCCCAGGGUGGGCGGGGAAAGGGGAAGGGCCGCGGGUGCGGGCGGGUGCGAGGAGGGCCUUUAGGGCUGAAGCUAGAAGAUGGUUGGGAGGGGAGAGCUGAGUCAAGAGUCGUGAGCCCCCGUUGAUAUCCGGGGAGAAAGGAAGAAAGAUGGUGAGGGGCAGGGAGGGGGAUCAGAAAUGGAGGAACUGUGACCCUGAGGAAGGGGUAGGAGCCUGAUGCGGGUCAGGGACCCCAGGCUGAAGAUGUGAGUCCCGCUGAGACUCGAGAAUUGGUGGACAUGAACCCUGAACUGGGGGGAACAGCGCUGCCUGGUGGGCGCAGACUCUCAGCAGAAGUCUGUUGAGAUCUGGGAUCACAGUUGGGAGGGGGUUGGUGGGGGAGGCUUAGCCUCAGAGGUUAGGGAGCAGAGUGGGGGGCGGGGCGAGGGCGGGUGAGGUACUGAGAGGGAGAGAGAGAGAGAGUUGGACCCCAAAUCUGAAGGCCGGAGCUCAGUGGAAGUAGGAAUACCUAGUCCAGAGGGCUUAGACUGGGUAGAGUGGCAGGGACAGGGAGUACAACGAGCCAGCAUCCAGAUGGACAGGGGCCCAGUGAUGUGGACACUGGCAGUAUUCUGGCAAUAUAAUGGUAUUUGACCUUCA